AUGAAUCCAGAGUGCCAUCUGCCUCCUCUGUCAUGGAUAUUAAUAUUGUCCCACAGAUACGAUUACCUCUUCAAGCUCUUGCUUAUUGGAGACUCUGGUGUCGGAAAGUCAUGCCUGCUCUUGCGAUUCGCCGAUGACACGUACACCGAAUCCUACAUCUCUACCAUCGGUGUCGAUUUCAAAAUCCGAACCAUCGAACUCGAUGGAAAGACUGUCAAGCUCCAGAUUUGGGAUACUGCCGGUCAAGAACGAUUCCGAACCAUUACCUCCUCCUAUUACCGAGGCGCUCACGGUAUCUGUGUGGUCUACGAUGUGACAGAUAUGGACUCGUUCAACAACGUCAAGCAAUGGCUACAAGAAAUCGACCGCUAUGCUACUGAAGGAGUCAACAAGCUACUCGUCGGCAACAAGAGCGAUAUGUCGGAUAAGAAGGUGGUCGAGUACACCAUGGCAAAGGAAUUUGCCGAUAGCUUGGGAAUCCCUUUCCUCGAGACCUCCGCAAAGAAUGCAUCCAACGUUGAACAAGCGUUUUUGACCAUGGCCCGGCAGAUCAAGGAGCGCAUGGGAACCACCACCGUCAACAACAAGCCCACGGUUCAAGUUGGACAAGGCCAAGGUGUGCAGUCAGGUGCUGCUGGUGGUUGCUGCUAA
Messenger RNA from Fonsecaea multimorphosa CBS 102226, 651 nucleotides. Its product is annotated as GTP-binding protein ypt1. The record is from RefSeq and is a predicted model, not a curated record. Gene Ontology annotation, molecular function: GTP binding; GTPase activity. The transcript is spliced from 5 exons. NCBI's taxonomy places the organism in Eukaryota, Fungi, Ascomycota, Eurotiomycetes, Chaetothyriales, Herpotrichiellaceae. Bases 1 to 651 code for a protein of 216 amino acids.